Bursaphelenchus xylophilus (pine wood nematode) is the source of this 3336-nucleotide messenger RNA. The record is from the annotation of a GenBank genome assembly. Lineage: Eukaryota; Metazoa; Nematoda; Chromadorea; Rhabditida; Aphelenchoididae.
AUGACAGGCAAAGUAGAAAGGCCCACGGACCAGAAGUUUCUCAGUAACUUCUAUGAAUUGGCUGAUUUUAAUCCCAACAAGCGUCUUCGAGCUGCUGAAAAUCUUCUAAAGGAUGCGGUAAGAUUUUUUCCUCUUGCUAAUUUUUAUGAUUGUUGAAACGCCAUUAUGUUUGUAGGAACUGGAAAAGUACAAAGUAUACGUGCUGGACAGACUUCUGAAAGGAUUGGCGUCGGGAAAGACUGCUGCGCGGUUUGGAUUUUCUGCGUUUCUUACAGUUUUUGUGGACCAAGUGAAGGGCUUUGAGUUUGAUGAGAUGAAAAAAAAGAUUGGUGAACUUCUGCCGUUUACCGAUGAGAAGGUAAGUCUUGUUGGUCUGUGGUUAUUUCUUUUUAGGACGUCGAAAAUGCUGUCGGGCGUCAUUUUGCUUACACCUCCUUGGAGAACAGUGAGCUUUUUGAAAGCAAUUUGAAGGAAAUAACACAGCACCAUCUAGAGCUUCUUAAGUUGGCUCCUUAUCUCGCAUUUUCUGUUGUUGACGCCAUUACAUCCAAAGCUAAAUCAUUGGAGGAAUCUAGAUUCAAAAAGUUGAUUUAUCCUUCUGUAAAGGGUUCCUUGAAUGUGGAAUUGGAAAAAAUCAGCUUGGAAGGACUCUUAUUUUUGAUCAGCUUUAGUCAGAUUUUCCCAGUAAGUUACAUGAAAUAUCCUAUUUGUUUCUUUAGGAUACCAUCAAAGAGACAAAAAGUUUCCUAAACAAGAAAGUGGCUCUUCGCCCGAUCGUCUACGAGAGGAUUUUGGAGUUGUUGAAGUUGAUGGAUGUCUCCCAUAAGUCUUAUUUCUGCAAAGAAUUGCUAAUUUUUUCUAAGAAAUUCGAUCGUUUUGAGUCGGUUUUGAAUGAAGUUGUCUUGAAAUUUGUUUUGGAUGGAGAUGAAUGCAAAAGCUCGGAAAGAUAUUUUAUAUUGUGCAAGGAACUGUUUGGUGUAGAAGAAUUUGGAUCGUCUGAGGUAAAUACAUCUUGUUGUUACAUUUUUUUGAACAUUUAAAACUUACUUAUUUUUUAGCUUAGUACAAUAUUAUCGACAAAUUUCCUCCUGAAAUGCCGUAAAUACAGCCACCGAACAGAGCCGUCCUACAGAGGUCAUCAUCUUCUCAUUUCCGAAGCAUUGGAAGCCUUUAAACAAAGGACCGAGCAAGGUGUCUUUUCUAGUUCCGAUAUUCUUGUUAUGAUCGAAAGAAUUGAUAAUGUCGAGAGCGGGGAUUUUGAUACGAAAGUGGGCGCGUCCGUGAGAAUCACUGAGGUCUUGGUGUCCAAACUCGAUGGACACGAUCUCGAAGGCUUUGCGAAGAGGGUGAGUACCCCCGAAGUGAUAUAAAUAGCUUACUUUUUUAGGUAUCAAUUGCUGAGAGUUGGUCUUACAAACGUCUCAUUCCAGCAUUUGGCGGUGCUGAGUCUUCUGUCAAAAAGAGUAUCCUGAAGUCCUUUUUGUGUGUCCAUGAAAGAUCCAUUCAAAGAUUUAACGUCGGAUGUUCUUUGUUGGAACAGAUAUUCAAAAUUAAGAAACAUAUUCAUGUCAGUGCGAAAGAAGAAGAUACGCAGAUUAUUUUGGAUGUAACUGAUUCGAAAGCUGAGGGAAUCAAAGAAAAGUAGGUCUAUAUAAUUUAACAUCAUUUCGUUAGGUCCUUGUUGUUCAUGGCAGCUUCUUUGAAAUACCUCGGGAAGAUCGCAGAAUCAGAUGAGAUUGCUACUGAAUACUUAAACGAUGCUCGGGAAGUUGUGUUGUUGGCUAAAUCACUCAAGAACAAGACCGCUUUAAUGGAUAUUUUCUUCUCUAUCGUUUCGCGUGUCAACAGGAUUCACAAGAUUUUGGUUUGCUAUUCGAUUGGACAACUGGGGGAGGUUUUGGACUAUGAGUGUAGUGAUUUCAUUAUUAAUGUAUGUACGGAAACACGAUUUUUAUACAUAUUUAGACCAUUGGAAAAGGAGCAAACGAAUUGGAGGGAGAUUCGGAUGAUGAUGAUGACAGAGACUUCAAGCCAAUUACCGAAGAAGAAAGGCAACAAGUUUUAGAUAAGUGGGCAAAAGAGGAGGAAGAAGAUGAAACUGAUGGGAGUGAAGAGGAAGAUGACGAGGAUGAGGAGGAAGAAAUUGAUGAGACAUUGGUUUCUGAUAUGAAGAAAGCGCUUGGAAAGUAUGCUUUUACGGGGGAGAGCGACGAAGAUAUUGUAGGUUCAUUCAUGUUUUUUAUUAUUCUUUAGGAAAUGGAUGAUGCGGAGAUUGAAGACUUGGACAAGGCAUUGGGAGCCGCUCUUAAAAAGAAUUCCAAGAAAGGAAGGAGGGAAUCCGACGAGAAUCUGAGCGUGUUCAGAAACAAAUGCUUCGAUAUUCUCAUCGUCUUCUUCACAAAUGCCAAGCCUGAUGUGAUUGUAAAGUCUAUGACAGCGUUAGCAGAACUUAUUACUACUUUUGACACUCCGGAGGAUGAGAAGUUACUUCCAAAGAUUGAGGGUGUUCUUGAGGCAGUCCACGGUCGUAAGAAGGAAGUUGCGGAUUCAGAAGUCGUGGAAGAAGUUUGGAAACAAAUUAUUGAAGAGUGCGUAGCCAAUGUGAGAUCAGUCAAAGGAAGACGACUUCUGGGAGAUAUCUUCUCUCUUUUGGUGGGUCCUUUUGUAAUGUUAAUAAUAUUUUUAGUUGACGUUUGCUGCUGACCAUCAAAAACUAUCUCUUCCUGAAACAAUAAGAACCCGGGUUUUCGAAUUAGUUGAAGCUAAAGCCGAAGAAGAAUCUGCAGAUGUAAAAGCAACCCUCCAAGAGAUCUUGGAGAUUAUUCUGUCCAAAUACCCGGCAUACUUGGUCGAUGUAUUCCCUCGUAUUGCAGAAUUAUUGGUUAAACAAACCCCAGAGAAAUCUGUAAGUAUAAAGAGUUUUACUAGAAACUGGCAAUUAUCUUAGGCCGACUUACUGAAACUAAUUACGUUUGCUUGUCGCAAAGAUGUGUUGAAGAUGGAUGAAGGAUGCCAUGGAUUGAAACUCAUUUCCACAGUGAUCCCAACUUUAGAGAAAUUUUAUUCAGAUCUGUCUUUGUUGAAGGUUAACGUCUUCUCUAAAACUGUUGUGUUUCUCUACAAAUUCUUGGUUUCAGCUACGGAAAAACAAAAGGUAAGAGUUAAGACGAGGAUAACUUUCAGUUUUAGGAGAAACUGAAGAAAUCAGGACUAAAAAAAGUGGCCAAUUCCGAGGAUUUCAAGGCAAGAGCCAUCAAAUUGAACCGAGAUAUCCAGCAAGAGUGCAGGUGCAAGGUCUCUGUCUGCAUUCAACGUUUGGAAAGCGCCCUAAAUUGA